AUGAAGUCUACAUCCCCAGUAGCCAUUGCGCCAAAACCUCAAAAUGGGGUGAGCUCGUCACGUAAGCGGCAGAAUCGUCACGAAGAACAAGAAAUCCCUGCCGAUUACUCCCAUAACAGUGAAUUGGAUGCCGAUGUUGACAGCGAUGGUGCCAAUGCAUCGUUAUUUGAUACUACUACACCCACGCAUCAGGAUAUCCAAGAUGUAAUCAAUUCAUUGGGAAUGCUUCCUAGGAAGAGACCAGCUAGGAAAAAGACAUCGCCCGAACAAUUAGCUGAAUUGGUCAGUGUGUUUGAAAAGACAGAUAGCCCCAGCUUUGAAACUAGGGAGGUCUUGUCGAAGAAAUUGGGAAUGUCGAAUCGUGAAAUCCAGAUAUGGUUUCAAAAUCGAAGAGGCAAAGUCAAACGAGAACGCCUUCAAGCAGAAAAUCCAGGAAUGAAAAAGUCUGCUUCAAGUAGAAGUACCAGCAACAAUCAAACUCCAGUCAGUCGCUAUCCCAAAGCCAUAAUUCAAGCGCCUAUGUCAAUGAGUCAGUAUCAAGCCUUUGGCAACGCCAGAUUGUCACCACUCAUGAUAAAUCCAACGAUGGCCAUGAAUCCGCAGUUCGGGCCUAUAUCGCCAACCGCCAUGGGAAUCCUACGCUAUCCUCAAUCACCUACUGGCCAGAUGAUGAUGCAUCCAAUGAUGUACGCUUCAAACGGAAUGUCGUAUCUCACACCUCAGAUGCCAGGACAGCAAAUGCCGAAUAUGCCUAUGCAACAAAUGCCAAUUAUCCCAGUACAGCAAAUGAUACCUACUAUUCCGAUACAGCAAAUGUUGCCUGGUUUGCAAAUGCCACGUCAUCAAAUGUCCAAUCAAUAUAUACAAGGAGAGACAACAACAUCCAACACUCAAGUUACCAAUACCACUGCUGGAAUAAAUCAGCAUCAGUUCAAUAAUAUUCAGUCAUCCUCUAGUCUGGCAGCGUUGGAACAGGAUCUCAACCAAGUAUCACCUUCGUCAGCACCACCACUAGCACCAGAAACUUCUACACCACACCCAACUCCCAUGCUUCCCAGUCCGGACAAGACAGUCAAGCAAGCAGCUGCAAAACUAAGUCACAAUCCAACCCUAACUUCACCGUUAAAGUUGUCUACAACCUCAAGACUGGAAACUGCACCAAUUGUUUCACCGACAUUCUGGGUUCCUGGAUUCGAGCAAGGAAUGUCGCCUACCACUUCAGCAUUCCCGUCUGGGAUGUCACCCAUGACGUAUCAAUUCCCGUCGUAUUACUUCACGCAGCAGCCAUGGGGUAGUCCGACAAACGCAGGCUCGACGAAUCUGCCUUCUACGCCAACUCUUGCUGGACCUACUCAGCAACCAACAUAUGCUCAGAAUACCAGCAGCAAUACUAGUUUGGGCCGUACGAGUAACAGUAUAAGUAAGAACCUGCAGCUGGACAACACAACACUCGGCAAAGCUUACGGAUCGAAUUACGUAUAUCACUCCGAUGCAAAUGCUGGAUCCCAAGACUAUACUCCUAGAAGGCCACCGCAACUUGUAAUUCCACAACACGCUAGCCAAGAAGCUCCAUUGAUCAAUUCAGCUGCUGACGCAUUAUUGACUGCAGCAGACAUUUUGGCUGAACGACAAAGGACUUAA
This is a messenger RNA of Synchytrium microbalum, 1641 nucleotides long. RefSeq lists its product as uncharacterized. Gene Ontology annotation, molecular function: sequence-specific double-stranded DNA binding; DNA-binding transcription factor activity, RNA polymerase II-specific. NCBI's taxonomy places the organism in Eukaryota, Fungi, Chytridiomycota, Chytridiomycetes, Synchytriales, Synchytriaceae. The record is from RefSeq and is a predicted model, not a curated record. The transcript has 2 exons. Gene Ontology annotation, cellular component: nucleus. Gene Ontology annotation, biological process: regulation of transcription by RNA polymerase II. Bases 1 to 1641 code for a protein of 546 amino acids.